UGUAAUGAGACUAUCCUGGAAGAACGACAAAUAUUAUAAUAAAUAAUAUUUCGUUCUGUAAGAUUUUAUCAAUACAUUAUUAAUAUAUUAUGUCAUAAAAAGUCAAUGUACAUUGUAAACUUUUACAAAUUUUAGUGUCUCCUGCAGGGUUUUAAAAUUAUCCUCUUCUUUGAUGACAAUGUGUCUUAAAUUUACAUUUUAAAGAUGUUUGUGUUCAAAGAAUAAUAUAAAUUUGACUACAAACAAGAGUAUUACAUAAUGCAGCUCAAUUAUCAGAAACUUGUAUUUAGUUUGAAUGAUGACUGAUUAUCAGUUUCAUUGAUUGUGAAAGAUGACUUGUUCAUUUCUUUUUUCUUAAAUAAUUGCUUCGCAGAUCUAGUUAAACGUUUUGUUUUUGUAAUUAUAUGAUGUUUUUGAGUACCAAUAAUAUUCUCACGUCCAGUUUGUGCUGUUUUCUGAAUGCAAGAUUAAUUUUAUUAUUUAUUAUUUCAUAUUAAUAUUAUAUUAAUAAUGGCAACUGUAAUGUAAAAUUUAUUUACCAAUUGUUUAGAACAAUAUUGGCAGAUGUAAGUUGUAUCGGUUGAUGUUGACAAUGAACUAAUUUUGUGCAGUAUAUCUUCAAAUCCUAAGAAUUUUGUAUCAAAAUUAACUUUAGCUUUAAUGACAUCAGCAAAUGAAUUUUGAACCUCUAAUGUAUUGUCAACUGGAUUCUUAGGUUUCCUCAUUCCAUUUAGUUGUUGAUUUCUCAAUAAAGGCAAAUACAAUGACUCAAUGUUAGAACCAUUUAACGUGUUCCAAUUUUUUGUUAUACUGUAACCUUGAUUUGGUCCAUCAUAAAUUUCUUUUUCAUUGAAAGCAGAUUCUUUGCCUUGUAGGAGAGCUAUAAAUACAAAGAAGUUGUUCAUCAUUUUUAAAGGUUUCCAUUGUAACUGUAAAAAAUAUAUAAUUAAUUUACUUGCCAAUGAAAUCCUUUAAAUAUUUUGUAAAAGUUUGAUUGCAAAAAAGUACAUGUUGAAAAGCUUUAUCGAAUUUCUUUUCACUAAAAUAUGUUCUUGCCAAUAAUGACUUCUCAGACAGAUUAUUUUCAAUGGUAUGAGAAUUGAAUAUUUUCCAUUGUUUACGAGAAAUUUCAGCUUGCCAUUCGAGGGCACAGUCUUCCAAUUUUCUAUUGAUUAAGUUUAAUAAUUUAUUUACUUCAAGUAACCGUCGUGGAACAUGAGCAUUUCCUUGGCAAGAAAGAAAACAAACGUUACUUUCAAUCAUUGGUUUCUCAUUAAUUGAUGUCAUUUUUAAAUAUAUAAUAUUUUUUUCAUCUAAACUAAAAAAAUCUAUCUGGAAGUCAUGUACAAGGAACAUUAAAAGACAUAUAAAAAUGUAUUUUUAAAAUAAAUUUACGUUUCAUUAGCCGUUUACUGAACAAUUGAACAUUUAUGGAAUGAUAUACUCAGUGUAAUAAUAUUUAUUUAUUCGAAUAAGAUACAAUAACAAUUAAAUAACUAGAUAAAACAUAAUCAGAAGAAUACAUUGAAAUAUUACACGCAAAAAAAGUUAUUUCAAGGAAAUUAAUAUUCACGAAUAUUUGAUUUGUAAUUAGCGAAAUGGAAAUAUAUAAAUAACAAAUAUGUUAUUGACGCUUGCCACUUGAAAGACAUUACGAUAAACAUUGUACAACAUUUAUGUCUCCAUAUUGUAAUGUGAAUGCAGCGCCACGCGUUCGUGCAUACUAUCCAACGUGUAACGUUCUGGUAGAAUUCGAAUUCAGAAAUUUGCCAACGAAGUCUGUUUCGUUUAUGAAAAGUUUGUAAAAAUAAAAUACAGCUUGUGACUAUAAGCAGUAAUAUUUUUAAUUGUAAUUUCAAUUAAAAAUGUGGAUGAUUUGUUUAUUAUUUAUACUACUGUUAGUUUUACUGGUGAUGAGGAAAUUCUACUUAAAGAAAUGUAAAAUACGUAAAAAUGUCUGUGUUGUUGUUCUCGGAGAUUUAGGUAGAAGUCCUAGAAUGCAAUAUCAUGUAAUGUCAUUGAUAGAAGAAGGUUUUAUGGUAGACUUUAUAGGUUAUUCUGGUUCAUCCUUAUUAAAAGAAAUACAAGAAAACCCUCGAGUACGUAUUUACUAUCUCCUGCCACCACCGAAUAUAAACAACAAUAUACCUAGCCUCGUGCGUUACGUGAUAAAAACGUUGUGGCAAAUGGUUACACUUUUAUGGGUUUUAUUUCAGAAACCUAUGCCCACAUAUGUAUUAUUGCAAAAUCCACCUGCGAUUCCAACAAUUCCAGUUUGUUGGUUUUAUUGUACCGUAAUAGAUUGUCAUCUUAUCGUUGACUGGCAUAAUUAUGCUCAUACUAUCAUGGCACUAAGUUUGAGAAACGAUCAUUUAUUAGUAAAAUUUGCAAAGGCAAUUGAAAUGUUUUUCGGUUCUAAAGCUCAAAGUAAUUUUUGUGUUUCGAGAGCGUUAAAGGAAGACUUACAGUUGAAGUGGGGAAUCAAGGCUAAAGUAUUAUAUGAUCGUCCAAUAACUAAAUUUCAGCGUAUAUCAUUAACAGAGAAACAUGAAUUUUUAUUAAAAUUAAGCGAAACAUAUGACAUUUUUAAAGGUCCAGAGGAAAAUUCUACUAUAUUUACAGAAUGCAUAUCAAAUGAGGUUCGUUUGAAACUUAAAAGACCUGGAUUUAUUGUGUCUAGUACAAGUUGGACGGAAGAUGAAGAUUUUUCUAUAUUAGUGAAAGCAUUGCAAGAAUAUGAAUAUGCAGUUGAAGAACAUAUUUAUAAUCUCCCAAAUUUGAUUUGUGUCAUAACUGGUAAAGGACAUUUGAAAGAAUUUUAUAUGGCAAUUAUAACAUUAAAAAUGUGGAAACAUGUUACAGUUCUAACACCAUGGCUUGAAAGUGAAGAUUAUCCUAAAAUGUUAGCUAGCGCAGAUUUAGGGAUUUGUCUCCACACUUCAUCCAGUGGUUUGGAUUUACCAAUGAAAGUUGUUGAUAUGUUUGGAUGUGAACUGCCAGUUUGUGCAUAUAAUUUCAAAUGUUUACCAGAGCUUGUUAAACAUAACGAAAAUGGAAUGAUUUUUUCGAAUUAUAAAGAACUGGCAGCACAACUGAAGUCAUGGUUUGAAAAUUUCCCUAAUAAUGAUACUCAACAGAAGUUGGAUGAUAGGUUCAGACAAGAACUUCGCAAGUUCCAAGAAAAUCGGUGGCACAAUAAUUGGACUUCUACUGUAUUACCUUAUUUUAACAAAUAACUUAAGAAUUGUUGAUAAAUUGUAAGUGUUUAUGGUAUAAACAUGUUUCCUAAAGUAUAUUAAAAAUUAAUUUUUCAUAAAUUUUAUGUAUGGUUGUAUAUAGUGCACAUAUUCUAUCUGUAUCUUAUUAUAGUUCAUUUAACUUUAUGAAUAAUAGUCAAUUUAUUGUUAUUAGUUUUAUUAUGA
Messenger RNA from Nomia melanderi (Alkali bee), 3422 nucleotides. Its product is annotated as ALG1, chitobiosyldiphosphodolichol beta-mannosyltransferase. The record is from RefSeq and is a predicted model, not a curated record. Gene Ontology annotation, cellular component: endoplasmic reticulum. Gene Ontology annotation, molecular function: mannosyltransferase activity. NCBI's taxonomy places the organism in Eukaryota, Metazoa, Arthropoda, Insecta, Hymenoptera, Halictidae.